AUGUCCAAUUUCCAUGUUGCGAAGGGAGUUGACGUUUCCUUCAGCAAGUCCCCUUCGCCGAAUUUCGCUAGGUAUUUGCUUCGAAAAUCCAUCUUCGAGCAACGGGCCGCAGAGAUUGCCGCGCAGAAUGCCAAAGGCACGACGUGGAAAGCAGGCUUUAACGACUUGACGGACCUCACAAAUGAGGAGUUGAAGCAACGCUUAGGAUAUCGCAAGGAGUUGCAGGGGGCAGUGUCUGCAGAGGCGGUGCCACUGCCACAGCUUCGAGGUGGUAGGAGCCAGCCGAACUUGCCGGAGUCGCUGGACUGGCGGAAACAUACGCCCUCCGUGGUGUCACCCGUGAAGAGUUGGGGUCCCAAAGAGGAGAGUCGCGUGGCGCUCCAGACGGGCGUUCUCUUGUCCCUGUCUCCUCAGGAGCUCACGUCCUGCACACCCAACGUGCGCCGCUGCGGCGGCAGCGGCGGGUGCACGGGAGCCACUUCGCAGCUGGCCUUCAAAUACAUCGAGAAUCAAGGAGGGAUCAGCGACAUUUGGAAUUAUCCCUACCUCAGUGGCACCAAAUACGAAACCUUAGACUGUGAGGCCUAUAACGGCACCGUGUAUUGGCCGCCCAAAGCCAGCAUCACGGGGCACGUGAACGUCAUCAAGAACGAUGCAGCGGCCUUGAUGGAGGCGGUCAUGGAAGGCCCUGUGGCUGUCUCUGUGGACGCCAGCAAUUGGUGGUUGUACCACGGAGGAAUCUUUGAUAGCUGCAACAAGACAGCGCCAAACAUCAACCAUGCGGUGGUGUUGGAUGGUUUCGGCUCUGAGAAAGGUAUCAACUAUUGGCUGAUCAGAAACAGCUGGGGCACCAUUUUCGGCGAAGCAGGCUACAUCCGCCUGCGGCGCUAUGAUGAGGAACCGUGCGGCUAUGACCCUUACCCCUUGCAUGGCACCGCCUGCGAGGCGGGGGGUCAGGUCACCGUGCGGACGGGACAUGGGUAG
Molecule: messenger RNA, 984 nt
Organism: Cladocopium goreaui
Lineage: Eukaryota; Dinophyceae; Suessiales; Symbiodiniaceae
Source: the annotation of a GenBank genome assembly